Tigriopus californicus is the source of this 1804-nucleotide messenger RNA. RefSeq lists its product as uncharacterized. Bases 180 to 1781 code for a protein of 533 amino acids. The record is from RefSeq and is a predicted model, not a curated record. The transcript is spliced from 2 exons. NCBI's taxonomy places the organism in Eukaryota, Metazoa, Arthropoda, Copepoda, Harpacticoida, Harpacticidae.
GUCAAUUUUUUUAAAUCUGAACCAAACUGGUGUUGCCCUAUUGCUAAGAUGACAUUUUGUUAUCAAAGAGAAAGAGAAUAUUGCUUAUUUGACAGAAUUAUUAAUUCUUUAAUAUAGCAUAAAAGGCCAAAUUGAUCAUCCCGUGAAUCUAAUAGACUGAUACAUUCAUAGUGAAAAGAAUGUUGGGUCUGAUCUUCUUCGCACUUGUUACUUCUGUAUCGGCCAAUAACGUUUGCCUGCACUUGGUUAAAAUAUCCUCAUUGAACGAUUUGGCUCAUAUCGAGUUAUCCACAGGGCCAAUGAUUGUCAUGGAUCACAACCUAUUUUCACCUCGAAGUCUGCAAGCUCUUGGGGUACCUUGCAUCCAUGGAACAGUCUUUGAAUCCCGUCCAGUGGAACUAAACGGGUUCUUACAAGCAUUUCAGGCUCUUCGAAUCUCUUCAAAGCCUCGUGUGGAAGUUCGCACGGAAUUGGACAAGGAUCGGAUAAAACUCUUGGAUGAUAUUCAUAGAAGUUUCGACUUGGUUGUCAAUGGCCAGACCUUUCCACCACCUUCAAUUGGAUCUCGGUUUUUACAUGUUACAACCUUCAACAAUUGGCCCAAUCAUUUCUAUACUUCCUCGGGCCUGACAGGAACGGAUGUCACCUUAUUUAAUGUUUUAUCCAAGAAUUUGCAAUUUUCGUACAUGCUUCUACCGCCCGCUUUGAGUGUCAAUGGGAGAGUCUUGAAAAAUGGAUCAUUGAUGGGCAUUUUACCCGAUGUUCAAAGUGGUGUGGCAGAUUUAGCCUUGUGUCAAUUGACCCUCACCAACGAACGCUACCACAUGGCCGAUUUUGCCCCGGUUCUUUCCGAGCAUGAUCUUGCCUUGGUGGGACCCAAGGCCAAACCCAAAAGCGAAUACGAGGCUUUGAUCUUGCCAUUUGACCAUUGGACUUGGUUCGGUUUAUGUACUUCAUUAUUGGGUUCUUUCAUCAUGUUGGCCUUUUUCAAGGUCAAUCUGAGUCCUGGCAAGGGUAUAUUGGACGAUACAUAUGAGGCUUUUUGUCUAGCCCUCGCUCCUUUAUUGCAAGCAAGCCUUUCUCACAACAUUUACCGAUCCAAUGGGUUCAUGUCUAUUUACUGCUUUCUUUUCCUGUGGACAGGGAUGGGGUUGCUUUUGACCUUGGCUUACAAGUCGACUUUAUUGGCCACCAUGACCAUGGUCGUUUUUAACGGUGUCAUUGAUACCCCCGAGGAAGUGCGGAGUUCUCAAUUGCCAGUCUAUGUUCUUUCGCAAUCCCUGAUGGAAACUGCGUUGAUAAGUUCUCCACGGAAAAUAUAUCAAGAUAUCUACGAUCAAAACGUAACUCCCUUUGGGACGGCCUUUCCACUUUCCUCGACUCCCCCGGAUAUGAACGACAAAAUUGAUGAUAACAGGGCGUUUUUAAUUUCCACCAGAACCAACACCAUGAGGGAGGCUAAUCGUUUUGCCUUUAAGGACUCCAUUUAUAUUGGUGCCACAUCUUGGUUGGGUCCAAAAGGAAGCCGAAUCGUAGCUCAGAUCUCGGAUCCUUUAAUGAGACUCCAAGCGGGAGGGUUGACAAAUAAAUGGUUUAAGGACGAAUUGCAAAACGCCUUGAACAGUCAUGGAUCCAUGAGUAAUCAGCCUACCAAUGAACCGAUUCAUUUGGGUCAUGUGACUCCGCCAUUCAUCUUAUUGGGAUGCAGCCUGGUUAUUUGUUUCGCAGUUUUUCUUGGAGAGGUUAUUGGCUCUUAUGUUUCAGAAAAUGAAGGCAAAUAAAAUAACUCCGUCCCUUAGAGACA